Molecule: messenger RNA, 3964 nt
Organism: Elgaria multicarinata webbii
Lineage: Eukaryota; Metazoa; Chordata; Lepidosauria; Squamata; Anguidae
Gene: CSF3R
Product: colony stimulating factor 3 receptor
Exons: 16
Coding region: 69-2636 (855 amino acids)
Biological process (GO): cytokine-mediated signaling pathway
Cellular component (GO): signaling receptor complex; membrane; external side of plasma membrane
Molecular function (GO): cytokine receptor activity; cytokine binding
Source: RefSeq, a predicted model, not a curated record
UCGAUGCCCAGAAUGAGCAGAGAGUCGGGAUAGCGCGCUGAGGUAAUGCCAGAACCCUGAGCAAAGCCAUGGCAACCACAAAGACUCCCUGGCGUGAGCUGCUGGGCUGCUCCCUCUUCCUCCUUCUGCUCCCAGGAGCAAAUGCUCUGUCAUGCAGCCACCUUGCCGUGGACUCAAAGUUUGUUGUCUUGGGAGCAACAGCCAGUGCUUCUUGCACCAUCUGGAAAAACCACUGCCCCUUUCACAAGGACAAAGAAAUCCAGAUCAUGUGGAAAUUGGACGAAGAGUUCCUUAGGGGGGCCCAGUAUAGCCUCAGCAAUGGGGUGGAAGUUUCCAACAUCACCGUUGGCCCUCUCAAUGAGACCUGGACCACAUUGAGCUGCUUCGUGCAGAGGGAAAGUGGAUCCCCGCAAUUCAUGAAUCAAGUCCAAAUCCAGGCUGGAUAUCCUCCAUCACAGCCCCAAAACCUCACCUGCACCGUGAAUGCUUCCUCUGUGAACCUGACGUGUCACUGGGACCCUGGGCAGGAUACUUUGCUCCCGGUUAUCUUUGCCCUGAAGGGCUUCUGGACCCGGAGGGAGUGUGAAGGUCCACUGGUGCCCAUCCCAGACUGCAGCCCCUCAGCGGGCCAGAACUCCUGCGUCAUUGGCCGCCAGUAUCUCCGGCUCUAUCAAAAGAUGCUUUUCUUGGUGUCGGCGAAGAAUGUCCUGGGAGCCGUGGAAUCGGAACGCUUGUGCGCCGACCCAGCGGAUCUAGUCCAACUGGACCCCCCGAGCCUCCUGGCUGUCCACUCCGUCCCCGAAGAGACCGACUGCGUAUCCGUGGCAUGGCAGGCGGCGAAAGGCGACGUGUACCAGCAGCAGUUGUGUGACCUGCGCUACCGGAGGGAGGGCGACCGGGACUGGGCGUUUGUCCGCAAUAUCUCCAGCCCCACCUGGCAAGUACAGCACUGCGGCUUCCUCUUCAGCACCCCCUACCAGUUCCAAAUGCGCUGCCGGAAAUUGCCCGUCAGCUACUGGAGCGACUGGAGUCCUGCAAAGAACUUCACCACCCACGAGAAAGCACCUUCAGGAAAGCUUCAUACCUGGUGGAAGAUGAAGCCUGGAAAGGCAGAGAGGGAAACAGAGGUGCAGCUGCUGUGGAAGCCUAUGCAAUCGAAUGAGACCCAUGGCAAAAUCCUGGGCUACUGGGCCGCACACAGCAGCAGCCCGCCCAAAGGGAAGCCAGGAGCUCUCUGCAACACCACCGAGCUGCAGUGCACUUUCUCGGUGCCUUCUGGAACACGGAGAAUUUAUCUGGCGGCCUACAACUCCAGAGGUGCAUCGGAUCCCAAUGAAGUCCUCUUGCUGGAGGCGAAAGGUCUGUCUGUGGCUACGAUCCAAGCCUCCCCUCGCAAUGAGAAGAGUAUCUCGAUAUGGUGGGAUCCCCCAAGUGCAGCAGCCACCGGCUAUGUCCUUGAGUGGCACAGGGUGACCUCUGGUGCCUCGCUGGAAGACGACGACGACAUUGCUUGGACAAUGCUGCAGAACGGCAACACCACACAAGCCCAGAUCCAAGAAGACAUCGAGCCUUUCCAGCGGUACAACUUCUCCAUCUACCCUCUCUACAGGGACCAACUGGGGGCGCCCCGGUCUGUGGAAACGUAUACCAGGCAGAAAGCUCCAUCUGAAAGCCCCAAACUUCACCCAGGCAGUGUUGGUAAGGCAGCAGCGGAGCUUCGCUGGGAGCCCAUCCCAGUGGAAAAGCGGAAUGGAUUCAUCACCAACUACACCAUUUUCUGGAUCGGCACCAAUGAAAGCAUGAAAAGUGCUGUAGUGAACUCCUCCGUGAACACCUUCACCAUUACGCAUCUCUGGCCUUCGAGGACGUAUAAUGUGCAUGUAAUGGCCUCCACAGUGGGUGGGAGCACAAACGGAAGCAUCCUGACACUCCACACGAAGGCGAUGGACGACAUGGACAUCCUGUUUGUGUAUCUGCUCAUCGGGCUGCUCUUAGCCAUGAUUAUUGUCCUGGUCAUCUGCUUCCAGAAGAGCAAAAGGAUGAAGACUCAGUUCUGGCCCAGCGUCCCUGACCCAGCCAACAGCAGCCUGGGCAGAUGGGCACCAGCUGUUCUGCAAGAGGAGACCCUCCCAGCUCCAAAGGCCUGUGAGCUCAGCCCCGUCGUGGUUUCUGCCAUCUUAGUCCUUGAAACAGAUGAGAAGAAGAAGUGCCUCUCCUGUGGGAAGAACGAGUCCAUGAAGGCCCUGGAGGACAGGCCAACCGCCUCCUCUGAAUCUUUUGUUCCUGAUGCCGAUGGCGCUGUGCCAGCCAGUGGCCCCACGCCAGCCUCGUACAUGAAUGGCACAGAGUCUGUCCAAUAUGCCAAGGUGCUUGGGGACCGUUACCGCAGCCAGCAAGAAACGUCCCCCACUUUCUACGUGCGCUCCAACUCCACACAGCCGCUGCUGGGUGACAUGACCCCCAGCCCAAAGCCCUAUGAGAACCUGUGGUUCCACAGUGAUCAGCCAGUCACCAAGAGGGGCUGCAGCUUUCAGGAGGAUGCCCUCUUCCUGGACAGGGCUCUGUUGGAUUUCCCGUUGCUGCAGGGCUUAAAAAUUGAUGGGGAUGAAGACCUGAGCCACUUCCGAAGGCUGUAGAACCCUAGUGGAGGGAUGCAACUGGAGCUGCCCUCCAUGGAUUUUUGUGGCUUUGAUUCUCCUCCUCCAUGGAGGAAGCACUACCUGAGCACUCUGGUCAAACACGCUGCCAGCUAUAUUUUCUGUUUUGCUCUCAGGAGUGGGAGGAUGUGGGGGUUGGCAUUCCCAGAGGCAGAAGGAUGCCCUUUCCUCUCCUCCAGCCAAACCCAGAUGAGCGAGGGUUGUCAAAAGCAGCCAGGCCGUUGAUUCAUUGUUUCUUGCAGCACCUUUUCCAACUCAUCCCAGCUGGUGAACUUGUGUUGCUCUGGUCUUGUAUUUAAAUGGACGACACAUAACCCAUCUCAGGCCUCUCAGAGAGAAUGUGGACGGGAACACACACACACACACACACACCUCUGUGGAUCUCUUAGUCACUGGCCUACAGGUCUUUGCUGCUCACAAUGGCUGACUCCGGAACACCACUCUUGCCUCCCGUGUUUUCAUAGCACUCUGCACAUGAGGAUAUGCCUGCAUGUGCAGAAACCUGGUGCUAGGAUUGCAGCAUCAGCAGCCACCAUAAGCAACUGGAGGUGUGCGGAGCCCAGGGAGGGCUCCUAGGCUGGCAGUUCUGGAGGGAAAACCCAAGAAGCAAGCAAACCUCAAGCUGGUAUUGAAUUAGUUUUAUUCUUGCAGAAUAAAGAAAAUGUGUUUGUUUUCAUUCUGCAAAAAUAAACCUAAUUCAGCACUUGCAGUUUUCAUCUUCUGGUGCUAGAAUAACCCACCCUAGAAUUUAAUUGAGCAAGGGGUCUGCAAACUAAAACAACAACACAGAAAAGGAAUUCCAGCAGGGAGAUCCCCUAAAUGGAUGCUCCCCCUCCCCACUCCAAUGGCAGCAGCUGCCUUCAAGGUUUAGCAUUGUUCUGUGUGCCCUGCAACAUUUCUCAGAUGAAAAAGAGAGAGUCUCUUGUGUCUGUAACACUCACACACCAUGCUCGCUUCCUGGCCCUGAUGGCAGGCUGUGCAUUUGGCACAUGCAUAUGCAUUGGCACACACUUGGAUGAGAAGCAAGACACAUCCUUUCCACCCCAGAGAUUUAACACACCGGGGAUAUAUAUUGCACAACAACCUUUUUUUUUCUGAAGACAUCCUCAAAUUCUGUCCAAAAUAUGGGCAAAAUUGGGGUAGUGUUAGGUACCAGAAAACCAGUACUCUUCUGGGUAAAUAGGACCCUUUGGGAGGUAUAGCUCUGUAGCUGCUGCCAGAGGCCCCAAAGAAAACUACAGUUGGAUGACUUCUGAAAGACAUGUGCCUGCAACAGUGUCCUAGUGCCUCAGAGGAAAGGACACAAA